Messenger RNA from Capsella rubella, 1265 nucleotides. Its product is annotated as ras-related protein RABA2c. Gene Ontology annotation, cellular component: endosome. The record is from RefSeq and is a predicted model, not a curated record. The coding region runs from base 260 to 913 and encodes 217 amino acids. NCBI's taxonomy places the organism in Eukaryota, Viridiplantae, Streptophyta, Magnoliopsida, Brassicales, Brassicaceae. The transcript is spliced from 3 exons. Gene Ontology annotation, molecular function: GTPase activity; GTP binding.
UUUCCUCAUCUCUCUCGAAGAGGAAGAAGACGAAGCCCUCUUCAACAAAAUUGAAACAAACAGUUCUUGAGGAUUUGGUCUCUUACACCAUUGAUUGUGAGAGAGAGAACAGUCGUUAAAAGCCUCUUAAUCAAAGUUUCUUCCUUUAUUAGAUCUGAAUAAAAACUCGAUUUUUUUUGUUUCUUUCUUUUCUCGAAUCAUCCGCCAUUUUGCUUAAAGGGUUUGAUUGCGAGAUCGGAGAGAGAGAGAGAGGGAGAAAAUGACGCAUAGAGUGGAUCAGGAAUAUGAUUAUUUGUUUAAGAUCGUGUUGAUCGGUGAUUCUGGUGUUGGGAAAUCUAAUAUCUUGUCUAGAUUCACCAGAAAUGAGUUUUGCUUGGAAUCUAAAUCUACCAUUGGUGUUGAAUUCGCCACCAGAACUACUCAGGUGGAAGGAAAGACAAUUAAGGCUCAGAUCUGGGAUACUGCAGGUCAGGAGAGGUACAGGGCAAUCACCAGUGCUUAUUACAGGGGUGCAGUAGGUGCACUUCUUGUCUACGACAUCACCAAGAGACAGACCUUUGACAAUGUAUUGAGGUGGCUGCGUGAACUGAGAGACCAUGCAGAUUCCAACAUUGUGAUCAUGAUGGCUGGGAACAAAUCUGAUUUGAACCACUUGAGAUCUGUCGCUGAGGAAGAUGGUCAGAGUUUGGCCGAGAAGGAAGGUCUGUCUUUCCUGGAAACAUCAGCUCUUGAAGCAACAAACGUGGAGAAAGCGUUUCAGACCAUCUUAGGAGAGAUCUACCAUAUCAUAAGCAAAAAGGCACUGGCUGCACAAGAAGCAGCAGCAGCUAAUUCCGCAAUCCCUGGGCAAGGAACUACAAUUAACGUUGAUGACACAUCAGGAGGCGCGAAACGAGCAUGCUGCUCUUCUUAAACUAAAGGUAAACGGGUCGUUUGCGUGUUCCCUCCUCAAAGAUUCAAACUUUUGUUUUCACUGGCUUCUCUUCUUUCCAAGUUUUGGCUGAUGAAACGUAACUAUGCAAGAAUAUGUAGAAUACUUCUGUCUGAUUUACUCUGUUUUUAAUGCUCUUCUGUUCUGUUGGGGUUUGUGUUCAGUUAAAAGCUUGUGAGAUUAGUCAGUAAAGCUUGUUAGUAGUAUACUACUUUUAUUCUUCUUGCCCUUGGUGUGUUCUCCUCAUUUCUGGUUUAUAAAAAGAUUUUGUUACUGUCUCCGGUUUAGGCUGGUUGGUCUUGGCUUGGUUUAAUUGAUUCAAUGAUUAUGUAUC